This is a messenger RNA of Colletotrichum godetiae, 1597 nucleotides long. Its product is annotated as batten's disease protein Cln3. NCBI's taxonomy places the organism in Eukaryota, Fungi, Ascomycota, Sordariomycetes, Glomerellales, Glomerellaceae. The record is from RefSeq and is a predicted model, not a curated record. Gene Ontology annotation, biological process: regulation of intracellular pH. Bases 164 to 1384 code for a protein of 406 amino acids. The transcript has 2 exons. Gene Ontology annotation, cellular component: vacuole; membrane.
UGUGAAGAAUGUAUUACGGAGUAGUUGUUGUCGAUCAUAAGUCGACUGAGACGGCGGCACAGUUUCUUCUUCUACUUCUUUAGAGUAAAGCCCCCCCAUGUCUCGGUUCGGUGUUGCAGGAUGUCGUGAACCUUAGAGUACACCCCGAGACCUCGCUUUCGCGAUGGCAUCAAGAAGUAAGACCACGGCCCGGGCCGCCUGGUCUUUUGAUGAAUUUCGGAUAUUUUUGGCUUUUGCUCUGAUAGGUCUAACUAACACGAUUCUACCAUCCCUGAUCCACGCCGCAAACUAUCUAAUCAUCCCAUACCCCCGGCACAUCGUCAUUCUCAUCGAGGUCGCGCCGGUACUCCUCACCAAGCUAACUCUCCCGUUCAUCAUCCACCGUAUUCCAUGCCGAAUUCGACCACUUCUCGUCGCGGUAGUAUGGGUUAUUCUCAAGCGAAUCGCAGAUGACACACCGCCGAACGUGCCCCCGCCAAUUCGCAUCGCGACGACUAUUAUUGCAUCGGCUGCAUCCGCGGCAAUGGAGGUUUCCUGUCUCGGGACGCUCGGCCAGGCCGGGCUUCCGGGUCUCGCGGGGUGGGGCUUCGGUACCGGCGCGGGGUCGCUGGAGAAUGCCGCGUGGCCGUUUCUUUUGACGUACGGGGCCGGGAAGCUUCUGCGCAGCGCUACGACGUAUAUCUACUACGCUGUAGCUCUGCUUUUGGUGGCUCACUUUGUCGUAUUGCCUCCACGAUUCUCGAAAAGGUGUACGAAGAAUGACGCGCGAGGGAAGCAACAUGAGAACGUCAUUGUCGAGGAAGGCCAGUCCUUUUUAUGGCACGAUAGGUCCGCUGGUCUGAAUCACGAGCGAAGUAGGUUCGAGUCGCUCCGCAAUCUCAUCCGCUCAGAGAUAUCACCCCUCUUCAUAGCAUCCGCGGCGAUGUCUCUGCCACAGUACGGCCUCGCCAGGCCGCUCGAGGGAUCGGCCUUUGAGACAUUUGCCCACUUUUACACCACAUACGGCAUGGCCCUUCAUCUAGGGGUAUGGAUCGGACGGUCUUCGCUCAAGAUUCUCCCGGUGCGGAAUCUCAGACUGCACAUGACUACUUUGUUCGUCUGGGUGGCGCUUUCAUUCUUUAACGCCAUGUUCCUCGUCUCGACGCACCUGGCCUUUUUCAUGGUCUUCUUAAUCGGUCUAGCGGCGGGAUCUGUGUAUGUAAAUGUCCUGGCAAGGCUAGUCGGAGAGGGGAGGGAAACGGCUGCUAGGGAGGUUGGUGUUGGGUUUGUUACUGCUGGCGAUGCGGGGGGUUUGCUUGUUGGUGGCGUGGUGGGUUCUCUUCUCGAGAUGACGAUGUGUCGCUCGCUUGUCGAUGGCAAACGGUGGUGCAAUAGAGCCCGGUAGAGAGGUGGUUAUAUAGGUGACAAAGUAAUUCACUGGUGAAUGUAUCAAUAUUGCCCUUCUACCUCGUACUCCCACUACUAUUCUUAUCACUGUCUUGGAUUCUAGCGGUAUGUUCCUCCUAGAACACACUCAGAAGACUAAAUAAAAAGAGAAGAGGUAAGACUAAACAAAAUAAAAGGAGUAAUAGAGGUAAUAGUCGAGGAAACAAUGAAG